Nerophis lumbriciformis (worm pipefish) is the source of this 2106-nucleotide messenger RNA. NCBI's taxonomy places the organism in Eukaryota, Metazoa, Chordata, Actinopteri, Syngnathiformes, Syngnathidae. The record is from RefSeq and is a predicted model, not a curated record.
AUGGGGUCCAUUGAGACAAUGUCUCUGGAUCGUGCAACGAGCAGGAACACCAGAGCAAAGCAGAUAAGGUCAGCCAGGGCUGCCCAUCCACACACUUUAUCAGAGAAGACAUCUUUCUUUGAACUACCUGAGGUUAACAGGAUUUCUGGGGCCCAGAGGGGAAGAACUAUGCCGAAUAAGGGAAAGUUAACAGAAGAGCUUGAAUUAAGGCUUUAUGAAGAUGUGUUUGAGCCAAAUCUGAACAACGGAGUGAAGUCUGCAGGGUGGAAAACACAGUCAGAGACACACUCCCCUUUAGUCAGUGUAAGGAACAAGAUUAAUCAGUUUGAGGCUCUGACACAGAAAUCCCAGGGUUUUGGUAAGAACACGAUCCCCCGACGGGCCUUUUCUGUGCCCACCAGACUCAACACAGCCCAUGAUUGCUUAAAGAGUGAGUCGGAAAAAGCAAGUGGAAUGAUAGGUGAAAAGUGUAUUGGUCUGAGAGACUUAAAGGAAACAAGUAGAAUAGUUAAUGAGGAAGCAGGUCAGCCAAAGUGUCAGUCACAAAGGACUUUUUCGGUGGAUGAGAUUGGACAAAGGUUCGGCAGUGACUUGACAAAGAGGGAAGGGGCAAACAUGGAUACCAUUUACAAAUAUACAGACGAUUCCAGUAACUAUUCCAGCCUCAAAAAUACAGUCGAAUCACCCCUCAAAGAAGUUGCUCUUCAUCAUGAGAACUUGUAUAUAGAUGAACCAGACUACUGUCAAGUCACAAAUGGUCAGAACCAGAGAAUGAACAAUUCGGAGUCAUCCAUGUUGCUUCGUUCAAGUGACCCAGAGCCACGCCCGUAUGCUGAUCUGUCUGGUACAAAUAAGGCAAAACCUUCAGUGAUUAUUUUAACAGUUACUGAUGAUGACAAAACUCCAACAAACUCUCCAAGCCGCUCGCCCCCUAGCUCGCCAGUCUCACUGCUAGACAGUACCUCUCCAAUCACACCGACUGAAAACACACAAACAGCCGAAACCCCCGAGCCAUACCUUUCAACCUGCGCAGAUCCCCUCACCACCACUUCUCAGAGACAGCUCUUUCCAGAUGUUACUGACGGUGAGUCAAAAGGGAAGAAACACAUGUUGGACCUAGAUGCUUGGGUUGCUGGCUGGAAAGCCUGGAAGCAAGAUGAUGCUUUGGAAGAUGAUGAAGAUGAUGACGACCAUACACAGAAGGGUGACGAUUCAGAUGAUUCAGACUCUGGAGAGUCCUCAGUGACCAUCACCAGCAACAUGAGCCUGUCGGAUCGUAGAAGCUUUUCUCUCAGCCUGGCAGAAUUAUGUUACUUUACUGGAGCUGACUCGGAGUCAGAGAAUGACAGUGACGAGAGCCCUUUGACGGGAAGGAGGUCGGCUUCACUCAGCUCUGAAGUGUCGGCAUUGUCAUAUGUGUCUGUGUUGCCCAGCGAAGAGCUUGACAAGCUGCUGGAGGAUGUAAGGAGUUUGGGGGACUGCAAUCUGCAGAAAGAUGUGCACGUGGUUGUCCUCCACAAGGAGAUGGCCGUCGGCCUAGGUUUCAGUAUAGCAGGAGGUGUCGACCAGAACAAACCAGUCGUUGUCCACAAGGUGUUUCCGACCGGUGUGGCAGCGCAAGAAGGCUCCAUCAGAGAAGGCGACCAGGUCCUAUCCAUUAAUGGCACUGCACUUGGGGGUCACACUCACUGGGAGGCUCUGAGGGUCCUGAGGCGGGCCAAGACUCGAGAGAUGGGAGUGGUGGUGCUGAGGAGGGGUGACAUGACGAACAUCUCUAAAGGAAAAGAGGGCCAGACUGAGAAAUCAACGCUGACUCAGACUUCAGAGACUGGUCAAUAUAUACGUGUGCUUCUGGAGAAGAAAAGCCGAGAUCUGGGCUUCAGCCUGGAGGGAGGUGUUGGUCUGGGUGACAAACCACUCACCAUACAGAAGAUAUUCCAAGGGGGUCCAGUGGACAAGAUUAGUCCUGGUGACGAGGUAAUGGAAAUUGAAGGUAUGAGCCUGGUGGGGAUGAGGCGUCUGGAGGCCUGGACUAUGAUCCGAAGACUCCCCUCCGGGCCAGUGGAUGUGGUAAUUCGCCGGCCCCUUAAAACCUCUGAAACAUAA